Messenger RNA from Heterocephalus glaber (naked mole-rat), 7308 nucleotides. It is a transcript of the gene Slx4, whose product is annotated as SLX4 structure-specific endonuclease subunit. Gene Ontology annotation, biological process: DNA replication; DNA repair; resolution of meiotic recombination intermediates. NCBI's taxonomy places the organism in Eukaryota, Metazoa, Chordata, Mammalia, Rodentia, Bathyergidae. The record is from RefSeq and is a predicted model, not a curated record. Gene Ontology annotation, molecular function: protein binding; DNA binding. Gene Ontology annotation, cellular component: Slx1-Slx4 complex; nucleus.
GGAGCCGGGGUUCUGGGCUGGCAAUCCGCGCCCUGGAGGAGAAUGGCCUGUCAUCUUGUCCUGUUCUCGCUCUUCUAAGGGGCCAGAACCUUCCUCGCUUGUAUCCCACGGUGGCCCCCUGGCCUUCCAGGCCCAUAGUCGCGGCGGAGAAGGGCUGGCCUGGAGGGAGGUUGGGAGGGUGGAGCUGGAUAACCCAGUGGUCCCACCCGGAGCCAGUUUGGCGAUCGGGCUUCUCGUCUGGCGGCCGGGCAGCAUCCCUGGCAGCUCUUCCCCAGGGAGGCCAGCCCUUUUCGUAGGUAGCCGGAUUGGGAAAAGCGGGAGAGUCGCCCCGCCCUGAUUCAUUCAUUCCCUCCGCGCCUGCUGGCGGCCAGCACCCGGAUAGGUACGGUUGGUACGAACCUGAGGAGUCCUCUGCCCUCUGGAAGCUUGCAGCCUUGUAGGAUCCGUUAUAAUGUCAUUCAGCAAAAUCGAUUGAGUACCUACAUGGAUGAACUGUCUUGAGACUCAACACAGUGUGAAGUUUGCUCUGUCUACUCCCCACAUCCAAGAGGGUAAUUUUUAGUUUGCUUUAGCCUGGUGUCCAGGCCCUUGUGAAUUCACCUCUUCCUUUCCCUACAGACCUUUUCUGUCCUACCAGUUUCUCUUCACUCCGAUUAUAUCAAACUCUUCGGAGUGCAUGAAUUCAACGAAUAGUUGUCGAGCACUUAUUACAAGUCAGGUACGAGAUCAGCUAAAGGGAAUACAAAGCAAAAUAGAUAAGAAAUUAAAUGAAACCAUGUACUUUAUCACUAUGGAAAUCCUGGAGAAUCUGAGUACUGAAUUCACACAUAAUCUAUCUCUGAGACAGUUGUUGCACCACAAAACGUUUUCUGAGUUGUGAACUUUAAAAGAGAGAAAAUUUAAACAUGUUGUCUAACCACAGGCUCAAUAUGAAGAAUGACAUUUAAAUCAUUCUGAAGAGGAAAACAGUACUUUUUGUCAGUUGUGCAAAUUCUCCACGUAGUAGCUUAGCAAGUAGUAGAGAAGAACCUUAGUGAGGCCAAGCAGUGAGUGAAGCUUGGCUAGGCAGGUGCACAGAUUCAUGUUCUCAUUUUGAGAGCAUGCCUCCAGAUUGGGUCUCACUCCCCUGAAGACCACCAGCCUGAAAGCCUUAAAACUGCUCCGAGAUGGAUGAGUCAGAUGAUGAUUUUAAAGAACUCUGUGCCAGCUUUUUCCAAAGGGUGAAAAAAACUGGAACCAAGGAAGUGUUGGGAGAAAGGAAGACACAAAAAUCUUCAAACAGUGCUCAGAUAAGAAGCAUAUCAAAAAAGACCAAACAGUCUGCCACCAGCAAAACCCUUCAAGGCACUUUGAAGAAACCUCAGUCAUCCAGCCAUAGGGCUAAAAAGCAAGGGGCACCCAAGUCUCAGGAAAGUGAACCUCUUCUCCCUGUGAGUGGAGAGGGAGGUGUGCUUGCUCCUGUUGUGAAUCCGGCUGUGCUCCAGGAUCAAGCACAGAGCAUCCAGACAGAGAAUGCUCCCAAUGGUGACUCCCAGCGCUCUCGGUCCUAUUUGACAACAGCAGCUGUGUCAAGUCCCUCCAAACCACGUACUGCAGAGCUGGUUCUUCAGCGGAUGCAGCAGUUCAAGAGAGCAGACCCUGAGCGUUUGCGACAUGCUUCAGAGGACUGCUUCCUGGAGGCCACACUGGAAGAAAAUGUUCCACAGAGCCCUCAAGAGGAGAUGGUGGCAGGAAAUGAGAAUGGACUGGGGCCCCCUGCCACCGACAGUGAUGCUGCAGUGGCCUUGGUCCUGCAACAAGAGUUUGGAAGGGAAGGUGCAUCUGCCCAUGAUGAUAACCUGGAGGAGAAGGGGUUGUUCUUCUGCCAGAUGUGUCAGAAGAACCUCUCAGCUAUGAACGUGACCCGGAGGGAGCAGCAUGUGAACAGGUGCUUGGAUGAGGCUGAAAAGGCACUAGGACCUUCCACACCUCAGAUCCCUGAAUGUCCAAUUUGUGGCAAGCUGUUUGUCACCUCGAAGAGCCGAAUCAGCCACCUGAAGCAGUGUGCAAUGAGGAUGAAAGUGGGCCCCCAGCUCCUAUUGCAGGCUGUGCGGAUGCAGACAGCUCCACCUGAGGCAAGCAGCAGCCCUGUGGCUCCCAGCUUUAGCAACCUUGUUGGAGGUUGGAAACGGAAAGGAGCCACCACCAAGAAGGAGCCACAGAAGAGGCGGAAGGUUGAUAAACCCGAGGUACCAUCUGAGGACCUUCUGGUGGCCAUCGCUCUGUCCCGAUCUGAAAUGGAGCAGGAUCCAGCUGUGCCUGCACUCAGACUGGAAAGUGCUUUUUCUGAGAGGACGAGGCCAGGAGCAGAGAAGAAAAGUCGCAAGAGGAAACCCCUGGUGCCCCCACCGCAGUUGUUAGUCCAGGACUCCAACACCACAGAUAGACAGAUAGAGGAUCGUGUGGCCCAGCUCCUUUCAGAGGAAAUAGAAUUGUCCAGUACACCACCACUUCCUGCCAGCAGGAUUCUCAGGGAAAAACUGAAAGAAGCAGGUUGGUGUCUGCAGCUGCCUGAAGGAAAGGAGAACUUCCUGUGGGAGGGCAGUGCCCUGACCGGAACUUGGGCUAUGGAGUGUUUCUACACAGAGACCCUGGUCCCUCCCAUUGUGCUCCAGCAGCCCACCAAGGGUCUCACACAGGAGCCCAAGCUAACACUGGUGCUGCCUGUGCAGCCAGAGCCGGGUGUACAAAGGCCUCCUGCCCUCCACAGCAGCUUCCAUGAAGGCUGCAGCCCCAGAGACCCAUCACUGUCUGCCAGCCAGAGGGAGCGCCAGGCCCUGCAGGACCUCAUGGACCUGGCAGAGGAAGGGCUGAGUGCCAACCCAUGGCCUUGCAGUGGGGGCCUGGUCAGCUCUGGAGGGGCUCCAGGGUUGGAUUUGGUGCCCAGCGGUGUUCCUCUGACCGGUUUUGCCCUGCCACCCGAGGAGAAGCCCCUUGAGAGAGAUCACCACUCUUUGCUCUCCCUCGGGUUGCUGGCUGCUGAUUUUGGUGCCAUGGUCAAUAACCCACACCUGAGCGACGUUCAGUUCCAGACAGACAGCGGGGAAGUACUUUAUGCCCACAAGUUUGUGCUUUAUGCCCGAUGUCCACUUCUCAUUCAGUAUGUAAAUAAUGAAGGCUUCUCCGCUGUUGAAGAUGGGGAAGAAACCCAGCGUGUACUACUAAGCAAUGUGAGCACUGAGACCACCUGUGUGUUCCUGCGCUAUCUCUACACAGCGGACACUGGUCUGCCGUCCCACCUGGCACCUGAGCUAGGCACCCUGGCCCAAAGGUUUGGUGUGAGUGACCUUGUCCACCUGUGUGAACAAGUGCCUGCUGUGAUGGACUUGGAGAGCGAACGACAGGAGGAGAAGGAAGAUGAGAACUCCGAAAGCAGAAUGGAGAAUUUCCAACAACUCUUGAGGUCAGUGUGGACCGAUGAAGAGGAGGAACCAGAGACUUUGUUGAAAUAUGACGAAGACAGAGAAAAAGUGAAUGAAGCAGACAUGGAAGAAAUUUACGAAUUUGCAGCUACUCAGCGAAAGCUGCUGCAAGGGGGAAGAGCACCACAUACAGAUGAGGAGCCUGACCAGCCAGGAGAAGACAGUCCAGUUGCCGGACCUCCCCUGGCAAAUGUCCUGGGAAGCAAACAGUUGGAAAAGGGAGAACAACUGGAGUUGUUGAGGCCAGGAGAAUAUAAGACCCCAGUCAGUGGGGAAAAUGCAAGGCACUCCCUCCUGCUGCCCCCACGUACAAGCUCAGACAGGGCAGCGGAUGCAAAGACUCAGCAGCAGACAGCACCAAAGAAGGCACCUGGCCCUAGCUCUUGUUGCCUUUCUGAGGGCAGCGAGGCUGGAAGACAAGACGACUUCCUCAUGCACUCAUUUGAGGUCCCUGCUUAUGAACAGGUGUUUUCGUCAGCGCAAGAAUUCUCUGAACUUGCCCAGAUAACAAGUGAUCACCAGGAACAGAGUGGCAUUGUCAGGGAGAAGGGAAUGGAGAUGGCCUGUGCCCCGACUCCACAGCCAGACCAGAGCUGUCUCCCAUCAUGGCUUCCUGGUGGCUGGAGUCCCAGCCGAUCACGGCUUCACCUUCAUCACGCAAGUGAUUCAUCCCCAUCCACGACCCAGUCACACAAUGAAGUUUCCAUGGUAUCCCCCCGCAGCUCACCAUCUCCAGCUCUACCAUCAAAGCAGGAUAGUGGCAUUCUCACAGUACUUAAGGAGCCAGGCGACUGGAAAGGCAGAGGGUGUCAUUCCGUAUUGGAACACAAAAAUAAGGGUGUCCUGAUUUCUCCGGAAAAGUCUCUACCCAUUGACCUGACGCAGUCAAUACCUGACCCCUUGAGUACCAGGUCCCAGGAUCCUCCCUCCCACAUGAGCAGAGAGAACGAGAUCAUCCUUUUACUGGAUUCAGAUGAAGAGUUGGAGCUAGAACAGACCAAAACAAAGUUGGUUUCUAAUGGUCCCUCAGAAGAAAGGAGUGUUCUAGACGUCAGCCAUAAGUCCUCUGAACUAUUUUCAGUCAUUGAUGUCGAUGCAGAUCAAGAGCAUUCUCAGAGCCCCCCAAGGAGAGGGGGUGAGCUGCAGGUCAAGAGUGUGGAGGGACAGUUGGAGAAUCAGGGUGUUGUGGCUGGCACAUGGGCCUCCUGGUUAAUCUGUGACCGUGAGAGCAGCCUCAAUGAGGACAGUACCACAGAUGCCUCCUGGCUGGUGCCCGCUACCCCAGUAGCCAGCAGGAGCCGUGACUGCUCAUCACAGACCCAGAUCACAAGCCUCAGGACCAGGCCUCCAGGAGAUAAGAUGGCUCGGCCCUCAUCCAGGGCCACCCCAGAAAACACAGUGUUGGAGGCCACACAGAAGUUCUCAGUCAUCACACCCCCAAUGUCACCCAUGCCUCCAGGAACUUCUUCGAGUGGAAGGCAGGUCCACAGGAGCCCUUCCCGUUCCCAAUCCAGGCUCCUCAAGCUCUCUUCCCCAAGGGUCUCAUGGCCCAUGGCAGGAGGCCUCCCUGAUUUCACUGGGCCAGUCCAGAAACUCUCACCAAAUCAGGCAGAAGUGAGUGAAGUGGUGGAAGUUGGGGACAGUGAAGAUGAGCCAGAGGUAGCUUCUCAUCAAGUAAACAGAAGCCCCCUGCUGGAUAGUGACCCCCCAAUCCCUGUGGAUGACUGUUGGAAUGUUGAGCCCCUCUCGCCAAUACCAAUUGACCACCUGAACCUCGAGCGCACUGGCCCCCUGAACACCAGCAGUCCCAGCAGUCAGGCCCAGGAGCCUGUGGACAGUGGUGACUGUCUCUCCCCUGGACUCCUGGGCAGCACCCCCAUCCGAGCAAGUGGCAUGGCCCGAAGAGCAUCUCUAGAGCAGUCCUCAGGGGCCGGCUCCCCAGCAGCCAGCAGGCUGAGCUUUCUGAAUCCAGCCUUAUGGGACGACUGGAACGGGGAAGGGCAGAAGUCCCCAGAGGCUCCUCCUGCAGCCCAGACCCUGCAUUCCUUCCGAGCUCAGAAAUCAGAAGGGCCAGAGAUACCAAAAGGUGCUAAUCGGAAGAAAAAUUUGCCCCCCAAAGUGCCCAUAUCUCCAAUGCCAAGGUAUUCCAUCAUGGAGACUCCAGUGCUAAAGAAAGAACUGGACAGGUUUGGAGUCCGUCCUCUGCCCAAACGCCAGAUGGUUCUGAAACUGAAGGAGAUUUUCCAUUACACUCACCAGACCCUGGAGUCAGACUCUGAGGAGGAGAUUCAGUCCUCACAGGGGCCGCCGGAGAUGCCUUGCAACCAGACCCUCCCCACUGAGGCCUAUAACCCUUCCAGGGUGGGAGACUGCAUCCCGCUUGAAGCCACUGAGAGCUGCAAGACCCAACAAUACAAGGAACCUCAACAUCAGCAGAAGCAGCCCAGCCAAAACAUCCCACACCAGAGCAGGCCACAAGCUGAGAAGCCACCUCCAGGCCCUGAUGUUGACACUCAGCUCUCAGCCUCCCAGAAAUCUAUGGCCACCUCUGUGGACAGCAGUGACAGCUCCUUUAGCUCACAAAGUUCCUCUUGUGAGUUUGGAGCCACCUUGCAGUCUGCACUUGAAGAUGAGGAGGAUGAGGGUGCAGGGGUCAGUGCAUCCCAGGCAGCCAGCCAGGCACCAGACAUGGAGGAAGCUGUGAGACGUUACAUCCGCUCCAAGCCAGAGCUGUUCUACAAGGUCCUCAUGUACCAGCCGCUUGAGCUGGCUGAACUGCAGGCUGAGCUGAAGCAAAAUGGCAUUCGUGUGCCCAUGGGCAAGCUGCUGGACACCCUGGAUGCCCUCUGCAUCACUUUCACCACUGCCACAGCCCGGAAGGAGAAGCUCAAGCAGAAGGGACAGCAGAGGGGCAGGAAGAAAGGAGAGCGGGAUUGACAGCCCUGCCCCUCCAGCAGCCUGUGGGUAUCUACAUCCAGCACCCCUUACCCCACUGGCCAUAUGCAGGGAGGCCUGGCACCCAGCACAAGACAGCCUUCCACAGGCAUUCUGGGGCCUCAGGACAAUGAUGGCCCCAACCCCCUCCCUCCUCUGGCCACCUUCUGGUGUGGCAACUGAAGCAUAUCACCCACUGUAUGUAUAGCAUUUCCCUCCCCUCUGUUAGUGCCACAGACUCUCCUAGCAGGGCCCUAUCCAUGAGUUCCUGAGGGGCACGGGGCCACCAGCUAGCCAGCACAAGGCUGGAUUCUGCCCCAUCUGCCACUGUCUCUCCAUUAGGCCCAGGUACAGUUGCCCUAUGAGUGUGUUCUGAGAUGAACGUCAGGUCCAUCUUACCCCAGCCAGGCACCCUUCCUUCUCAGCACACAGACCAGCCUCAGCCACUACCAGCAGACCAGGUGACCACAGUCUUCCGUACUGCCACACUCCAGGUGCAGCUCCUGGCUCAACUAUCCUGGCUAGACAUUUGUCAUCGUCACCAGCCAUCUCUAAAUAGGACAGUGCAGAAAGCCCCAGCACAACUCUGCGGCCACCAGAACAAGCAUGUGUUUUGUUACCAGGUCCCAUCCUUCGUUGAAGCCCUCUCCAGCACUGUGGUGCACACAGUGGGCCUCCAUAUCCUGUGAAUGACUUUGUCUGUCUUAAAUACAGCACAGUUGUUUUUAUAUGAUGUGCAAUAAAAACAGAAAAGGCUUUGUAAAAACCUAGAUGCUAUACUCCAGACAAGCCACAAGGAUAGGCAGGAGCCUGAGACUCCACUGCCUGCACAAUGUCCCCAGCCUUCUUUGUGCCUGUCUUUAUCUCCCUACUUCCUUUUGGUUCCUAGAUAAAAGAUGCAGGUGUUGAUAUA